CCUCCCUCCUUCCCUGGCACAUCUGGGCGAGCUCCCAGUUGUGUAUUUUGGCAGCCGAGCCCGUCUGGGAACAGGAGGGGAACUGUGCAGGGCUUGUUUUGUCUGUCUGACGGCUCCUUCCCGGGGCUCCAGGCCCCUUUCCCGGGAUUCCAGGAGGGAGAAAAUGAAAGCCGGCUGCAGCAUCGUGGAUAAGCCCGAAGGAGGAGGAGGGUACCAUUUCCCGGAGUGGGCCUACAAGACGGAGUCCAGCCCGGGCUCCCGGCAGAUCCAGCUGUGGCAUUUCAUCCUGGAGCUGCUGCAGAAGGAGGAGUUCCGGCACGUCAUCGCCUGGCAGCAGGGGGAAUACGGCGAGUUCGUCAUCAAGGACCCCGACGAGGUCGCUCGGCUCUGGGGCCGUCGGAAAUGCAAACCCCAAAUGAAUUAUGACAAACUCAGCCGGGCGCUCAGAUAUUACUACAACAAGAGGAUCCUGCACAAGACCAAGGGCAAACGAUUCACCUACAAGUUCAACUUCAACAAGCUGGUGAUGCCCAAUUAUCCCUUCAUCAACAUCCGGCCCAACGGCGUGGUCCCCCAGAGCGCUCCCCCCGUCCCCACCGCCUCCUCCCGCUUCCACUUCCCGCCGCUGGAUCCGCACUCUCCUACCGACGAUUCCCAGCCCGCCGCCCGCUUCCCGCCGGGAUCGCUGCUCCCGUCCCACCCCGAAGCUCUGGGAGACGCCGAGAGGAAAGCGGAAGGCCCCGAGCUGGAGGAGAACGCCUCGGAUUGGCGCCGGGAUCUGCUGGCUCCGUCGCACCCUUCCGGCAGCGCCGCGGCGCAGAAGCGCAAGCCCGACGUGGUGCUGCCGCUGUUUCCCAGGCCGGGCAUUUUCCCGGAUCACCCGCACAGCCCCUUCGCCGUGUCGCCGCUUCCGGGGCGUCCCGGAAUGCUCAACGUUCCCAUUUCUCCCGCUUUGUCCCUGACUCCCACGCUGUUUUCCUACAGCCCCUCCCCGGGGCUCAGCCCGUUCGCCGGGAGCAGCUGCUUUUCCUUCAAUCCCGAGGAAAUGAAGCACUACCUGCAUUCCCAAGCCUGCUCCGUCUUCAAUUACCACCUGAGCCCCCGGACUUUCCCACGUUAUCCCCUCGUGGUUCCCCCUCUCCAAUGCCAGGUGCCUCUGGAAGAGCAGCCGCAGUUCCCGAUCAAGCUCCAGCCUCCUCCGGCCGGCCGGAAAAACCGGGAGAGGAUGGAAAGCCCCGAGGAAGCGGCGGCCGGAGCGGCAACCCCGCAGCUGCCCAACCCUCCGGCCAGGGUGAAAGUGGAGCCGGCUGUGGAGAAGGAGGAGGAGGAAGCUCUGGAAAAGCGGGAUGAGGUUGGAGAAGAGGAGGAAAAGCUCCCGGUGUUCGCCCGCCCGGCGGCUCCGGCCUGGAUCCCGAUUCCCGCCCAUCCCGGAUCGUCCGGCGAAGAGGCGGCGGAAGCCAGCGUGGAAAAGCCAUCCCGGGAUUCCUGCGGAGAUCCGGGCAAUCAGGAGAAGAGGGAGGACGCCCUGAUGCCCCCCAAGCUGCGGCUGAAGCGCCGCUGGAACGGGGAUUCCCGGCAGGAGAUUCCCGAGGGAAUUCCCAACGGGAUCUGGCACCUGCCCAAGGCCGUGGCCACCGCCUCCGACACCUAAUCCCGGCUGGAAAAACCUUGGAAAACAUCCAUAAAAAUCCGUGUAUUUAUGUAGCAAGGUUGCAGAGCAGUUUGGGAAAAGGGCGGGGAGGGGGGGGGUGGGGUAGAUCUGGGAAUUUUUAGGGAAUUUUAGGGGUGGGAGAAGGGAGGGGAGGGGGGGGAUUGGGAUUUGUGUUCUUUGUUUUCGUUGUUGACUUGCAGGUGAGACGCCGGAAUUCCCGCUGGGUUUUCCCGGGAAAAGCCGGCUCAGCUUCAGGACUCCAGCGGGGCCGGGAUGGAGGAAUUCCAGGCGCAGCCUCGGGGUUAUUCCCGCUGUUUUUAGAGGGACGGGAAUCUCCAGAUCCGGGGGUUUUUCGGGGUUUUUUUUUUCUUCACGGAUGCGAGGCUUUCCCGGCCAUCCAGGAGCUGGUUUGGUUUUUUUUUUUUUGGGAAAAGGGAGCUCGGGAAUUUUGCACUGUCCAUGGAGCAGGGGAAAGGAUUCAGGAAGACUCGGAAAAUCGGGAUGGAGGCCGCGUUCCCGGUGGAUUUCCGGGAAGGAAAACCCUGGAAAAAUUUCCCUUUUCCCGCCUUUUUUUUUUUUUUUCUUCUCUCUCGCAGAAGCCAUGAGCAAAACUCUCCAAACUUUUCAGGGAACGGGAAUGGGAACGGGA
Molecule: messenger RNA, 2300 nt
Organism: Corvus hawaiiensis (hawaiian crow)
Lineage: Eukaryota; Metazoa; Chordata; Aves; Passeriformes; Corvidae
Gene: ETV3
Product: ETS variant transcription factor 3
Exons: 5
Coding region: 164-1651 (495 amino acids)
Biological process (GO): cell differentiation; regulation of transcription by RNA polymerase II
Cellular component (GO): nucleus
Molecular function (GO): sequence-specific DNA binding; DNA-binding transcription factor activity, RNA polymerase II-specific
Source: RefSeq, a predicted model, not a curated record